UGCGGCCGGGGAACGAAACGCCGCUUUUUGCUGCCCGUUCCCUCCGCGCCUCCCGCUCGGCCCCGGGCAGGGCCCCUCGCUGCGCUACCAGCACCGCUCGGCAGCUCCGAGCCAAGGGAGAAUGCACCCGCUGAUCCGUAGCUGACGUGCCACUUCCUGGGACGCUGACUCUGGGCCCGCUGUGCUGCUUGCAGGGGUGCAGCCCCUUUCCUUCCCACCAUGGCUCUGUCCUGGGCGUUGAGGCUACCGCACUGGCGCCUUUGCCCUUCGGGUGCUCACUUGAGCAGCCUGCCCGGUCAGGACCACAGCCUGCUGACAGAGAAGAAGACAGCAGCAAAGUGGAAGGAGAAGAAAAAGGCCCGGCAGGGCUGCAGCCUGCCAGGUUCCUCCUGGGAGGAGAGGUUAGCGAACGCGGUGACUCCACUGUGGAGACUUCCCUAUCAAGAGCAGCUGCAGGUGAAGUAUCAAAGCCAGAGGAAGAUUUUGCAGACACUGGCAUCUCGUCUUGAGAAGCUGGGCAUAGAUGCACAGAAACCUGAUGGACUCUGCUGUCCUCUCCAGCCUGUAGUCCCUUCACCCAUCAUUAAUGGCUACCGAAACAAAUCUACUUUCUCUGUGAACCGAGGACCGGAUGGGAACCCCAAAACCGUGGGGUUGUAUGUGGGAACUGGCAGAGCAAGAAAUAUUGUCUGUGUGAAAGCCAACCACAUGGAGAACAUACCCCCAGAACACAAACAAGUAGCUGAGUGCUAUGAGGAGUUCAUCCGUCACUCCUCCCUGGACCCCUGCAUCCUCUUCCAUGAAGGUGGGCACUGGCGGGAGCUCGUGGUACGGACCACCAGGCAUGGUCACACCAUGGCUAUCAUCACCUUCCACCCCCAGGAGCUGGGCCAGGAGGCACUGGCUACUCAGAAAGCAUUGCUUAAGGAGUUCUUCAUGUGUGGACCUGGAACGAUCUGUGCCUUGACUUCACUAUAUUUCCAAGAGAGCACCAGGACACGCUGCUCCCAUGAGGAGUCCCCCUUCCAGCUCCUUCACGGAGAGCCACACAUCUUUGAAGAAGUGCUAGGCCUGAAGUUUCGCAUCUCUCCAGAUGCCUUUUUCCAAGUAAACACGGGUGCAGCAGAAGUUCUGUACCAGGUGGUCGGAGAGCUGAGUCAGGCUGGUGGCGACACCAUCCUGCUCGACAUCUGCUGUGGAACAGGCACAAUUGGUCUCUCUCUGGCUCACCAAGUGUCCAAGAUUAUUGGUAUUGAGGUGGUGGUGAAGGCAAUAGAGGAUGCCAGGUGGAAUGCAGCAUUCAAUGGAAUUUCAAACUGUGAGUUUCACAGUGGAAAGGCAGAGACCGUGUUACCACAACUCCUGUCAUCGUGGGAGGAUGCCCAACCCCUUGUUGCUGUGGUGAACCCAUCUCGGGCUGGGCUCCGUGAGAGAAUAUGCUGUUUAUUUUCAUCUUGAAAACAGAGUAUUUUGAACAACUUCGGGGAGACCUGUUGUACUGGCUCCAAACCCUCUGCUUGCUUAGCUUUCUAGUUUCUUGCCUUGUUGCUGACAGCAGUUAAAAUCCCACAGAGCUGUUGUUUUCAGUGCCUUUAUCAUGCUUCCUCUUUAAAGCAGACAGCUCUAAUCUUUUUUCCAUCUUUCAUAGGCUCACAGAAUUAUUUAGGAGAGAAGGAGCCUCUGGAGGUCUGUGGUGCAAUCUCCCAAAUAAAGCAAGGCCAGCUUCAGAGUUGUAUAGGGUUGCACAGGGCUAUAAAGCCCAGUUGAGGUUUGAAUGUGUCCAAGGGUAGAUACCCUUUCCUGAAAAUGUUUUACCUAGUAUAUUUAAUCAGAAUUUCCCCUUGCUGCAGCGCAUCUGUUGCCUCUCAUCCUCUUCUUGUACCCCUCUGAGGAGAUUGUGGCUCCAUCUUCUCUGUAAUCCCCCCAUGAGGCCCGUGAAGAUAGCAAAUGGAUCCCUGCUCACCUUCUCUUCCCCAGGCUGAAUAACUGCAGCCCUCACACUCUCCUUGUGCGUGCCGUGCCCCAGCCCUCUAACUGUCUUAGUGGUCUCCACUGGACUUGCUCCAGUGUGUAUUGGGAAGUCCUAAACCAGUCCUGGUGCCCAGAUGCAGUCUCACAAGUGUGUGUGGAAGGUUUUAUGUGCCUCUGUGUCCAAUUUUUCUCUCAUCCUUCAUCCCUCUGCUUCCCAGAGGGAUUUCUCCCACUGCUCUACCCUGCCAAAACAGCUGAGCUGUUAGCAGCAUGGGUUGCAUCCCUGGCCUUCUAAAAGCCUGCAUCUGUGACACGACAUGGAAAAAUAUGUAUAUUCUUUUUUCCCUGUAUUUUUGACAGUGCACUGCAGUUCUGUGAUGCUUGCUGUGCGAUCGUUCCUUCUGGAGAGCUC
This is a messenger RNA of Haliaeetus leucocephalus (bald eagle), 2383 nucleotides long. It is a transcript of the gene TRMT2B, whose product is annotated as tRNA methyltransferase 2 homolog B (S. cerevisiae). NCBI's taxonomy places the organism in Eukaryota, Metazoa, Chordata, Aves, Accipitriformes, Accipitridae. Gene Ontology annotation, molecular function: tRNA (uracil(54)-C5)-methyltransferase activity, S-adenosyl methionine-dependent. The coding region runs from base 220 to 1458 and encodes 412 amino acids. Gene Ontology annotation, biological process: RNA processing. The record is from RefSeq and is a predicted model, not a curated record. The transcript is spliced from 11 exons.